Funneliformis geosporum is the source of this 1227-nucleotide messenger RNA. NCBI's taxonomy places the organism in Eukaryota, Fungi, Glomeromycota, Glomeromycetes, Glomerales, Glomeraceae. The record is from the annotation of a GenBank genome assembly.
AUGGAGCGGGAUACCAACGCUUUGUAUAAUACCUUGGGUGUACGAAAAAAUGCUACCGAAGAGGAGAUUAAAAAAUCAUAUCGACGUUUGGCAUUAAGAUUUCAUCCUGACAAGAACCCUAAUGCUACCGAUGAGUUCAAGUCAAUUACGCAUGCAUACGAAAUUCUUAGCGAUCCCAAAAAACGAUCAGUAUAUGAUAAAUAUGGAGAAAUGGGAAUAAAUAUGAUGGAUUCAAUGGCUGGAUUUUUAUUUGAUCCAGAUAUCGAGGGACCAUUAUUAGAUAACAAAGUAAAAUGGAGUUUUGGAGUUGUGUUCAUACCUAUGUGGAUUGUAGAUUUUGUGGUUUUCGUUGGAUUGGUGGCACAAGCAAGGAAAGAACCAACUGAAUAUGAUGAACAUGAUGCAGAGGAAUUUGAAGGAUUAUAUCAUGACGAUAGAGAACGAGCGAGAGAAGCAAGAAAAUUACAACAAAAAAGAUUACAUCGUCUUAGAAAUCUUUUAGCUAUCGUAUAUUUAUUAUUGUUCUUCACAUUUCAAAUAUUAAUUGUUCUCCGAGCAGAUGGGGCUAUAAAUUUUAGCGCGGCUAUCGUAUUUAUUCCAUAUUUUAUUACCGAAAUUAUUAAUGUGUACCCGAAUAUCAUGGAAUAUGUUGGUAUAUUCAGAACCACUAGAGUGUAUGAUCAUAAUGGUAAACCUUCUCUAAAGCUUAAGUUUCAAUUGUUCUUUGAGACAUUUUUUUGGCUUUUGAUCAGAGUAGCUUUAGCAAUCUUAAUCGUUCUUAAGAUUGAUGGUGUUAUUAAAGUUAGUUGGGGUAUAGUAUUCUUUCCAUUAUAUUUAGUUGGAAUUCGUUAUGCACUUGGGAUUUUAUUCCAAUGGUGGUUGCUAAGAAAAGCCGAACCAUUACAGAAUAGAUUAAGGGUUGAUGUUUUGGUUUCAGCUACCGUAUUAGGAGUGAUUGGAACUUUAUCCUACACUGUUAUAGGGUUACUAGCAAGUAGACUUGAUGGAAAUAAUGGAAUUAGAUUAUCAUCAAUUUUUAUUCCUGUAUUUAUCGUCCUAUCUCUUUUAUUUUGUUGCUCGGGAUGUUGUUUACCUUGCGUUUUCUUGAAUUGGGGUGGUGAAGAUUUUGAAGGUAGUGGUGAUACUCCGUUUAUAUCACCUGAUAAAAGAAUAACUUAUCCCUCUGUAGCAGGUCCAAGUUCAGGUGGAAGCAAUGAUGCAGUAUAA